AUGAACGAACGAGGCAAGGAAUUGCCUGUAGUCAUGUUGGAGUUUUGGCAAUCAGAUACAACGAGAGAGAAUGAUUACAAAGAAUAUAUUCAAAAUGGGACGAACAUCAUCGAUUUGGGAGAAUUAGGACCCAUUGGCAGAAGAGGAUGGUACAUCCCUUAUUUCAUGGCAGAAAUGGGAGACUUUGUUAAAUCUUAUCAUUAUUAUCAAAACUCAAAACUCAUACCAUUCAUUAAUUGUGUUCCACAAGUGCUCUCAUUGAACACUAAGAUUAUUCAAAAUUUAAAAUUGAACCUUAAUGUCACACCCUUAAACGUCUCAGAAGAUGAUUCAGAAAAGUGUAUCAUUAGUAAUUUGGAAGAAGCAGAACGAACCAAAACCCCUCUGGUUGCCUAUUUUUGGGAACCUCACCGAGUGUUUAGCAGACAACGACCACCCCAAAAUGUUAGGUUGCCAUUUAAGGGUGGUUACUAUCCACCUGUUAGACCAACCAAGCUUCAGUCCCAAGCGGUAAACAACCUCUCUCCAAAUGUUCAGCUCUUUCUUAAACACUUUUUGGUAAGAAAUGAGGAUCAAAUUCAAAUAUUGGGAGAUGUUUAUUAUGAAAAAAUGUCUAUCGAUGAUGCAGCUAAAAAAUGGCUGAGAAAUCCGAAUAAUUCGGAUUUAAUCAAAAGUUGGUUUGAAUAUCCUCCAGAUCCCAUGUAUCAAAAUGUUGUAAUGUAUGUUGGAGUGUCCUUUUUAGCAGUUGUUGUUGGAAUACUAUUCGGUUUGGUUGUAAUUGUUUUGAGCAUGGUUGGAUAUUUCUUGAGAAGACAAUUUUUGAUUAAGGAAGAGAACAAGAGAGCCCCAAAACAACCUCCUAUUUGCAUUGUAUUUACACAUAUCCACAAUGCGCCCUUGUUGUGGACUCUUGGAUUGGAUGUGAUGAAAAAAGUGAUGAAUAUUCACAAUCGAGUGGUUCGAGAAAAUAUUAAAAAGUACAAAGGAUAUGAAGUGAAAACACAUUUGGAUUGCUUUAUGAUUGCUUUUCAAUGUCCAUUUGAUGCAGUUGCUUGUUGCAUGGCCAUUCAGAAAGAACUUUUAUCUUGCGAAUGGACAACUGACAUGAUGGCCUUUCCUGACAUGCAAGAAGUGGUGUGGAAUGAACAAGUGAUUUACAAAGGCCCACGUGUUCGAAUGGGAGUGCACUUUGGGUAUGAUAUUGAGGCACAAUAUGAUUCCAGAACCAAACGUUUCGAUUAUUUUGGAACAACGGUAAAUAAGGCCAGUCGAAUUGAAAAAGUUUCAAGUGGUGGAAGAGUGUACAUCAGUGCAGAGACAUUUCACAGCAUUCAAAAUAUGACCUUUCAUGAAUUUAAACCUGCAAUAGCUGGAAGACCUUCUCUUAACAAUUUCGAAAGUAGUGUUAUCAUGAAUUUCAAACAAUCCAUUUUGAAAGGAGAAGUCACUUUUAAAAAUGUUGGAGAACGAGAAUUGAAAGGACUUGAAGGAAAACACACAAUUUAUUGGGUUAAAGACAUGACUCAACUUCGUUAUGCCUAUAUUGAACAAUUUGAAAUGUCACCACGACCUCCUUCUCUCAUGGGAAGAAUAAUUCCAGUGGCAGUCAUCGAUUCAUCCGAUAGAGAUAAGUAUGAGCUUUAUGAAGCAAUCACACAAGGUCUGUCAGAUCCAUCUCAAAUGAAAGAAGACGAGUUAUCUGUUCUUCUUCAACGAAUUAUUCUCUUUCCCAAUGAGCUUGAGAGAAAUCGAUGGAUUACCGCACCAAACACUGCCUUAUUGAGAUUUGUGACAAAUUUUAUGUUGAACUACAACCUUCGUCUUAAGAGAGAGCCACCUUCAACUCCCAAAACUCCCAAAAGACUCUUUGAAAUUUUUAAUAUCAACCAUUGA
Messenger RNA from Naegleria fowleri, 1893 nucleotides. RefSeq lists its product as uncharacterized. The transcript is spliced from 2 exons. Gene Ontology annotation, biological process: transmembrane transport; intracellular signal transduction; cyclic nucleotide biosynthetic process. The record is from RefSeq and is a predicted model, not a curated record. Gene Ontology annotation, molecular function: transmembrane transporter activity. Lineage: Eukaryota; Heterolobosea; Eutetramitea; Acrasida; Naegleriidae. The coding region runs from base 1 to 1893 and encodes 630 amino acids. Gene Ontology annotation, cellular component: ATP-binding cassette (ABC) transporter complex.